Messenger RNA from Meloidogyne enterolobii, 1502 nucleotides. The record is from the annotation of a GenBank genome assembly. NCBI's taxonomy places the organism in Eukaryota, Metazoa, Nematoda, Chromadorea, Rhabditida, Meloidogynidae.
CUAUCGGACAAGCCGGAAAUCCACCCAACCAUGUAGGAAAUGAUGCAACAACUUUAGAAGAAAAGAAGAAAGAUCCUACAGUUGUGCACACUGGGAAAAGCAAGUUCGCAGAGAAACGAGGGUAAUUUUUGUGUUUCUGAUGGAAAGUAAAACAACAAGAUAAAGCAUUUUGAUUGGGGAUUUAUUUAAAAGAAACAAAAAGAAAUGUACACAUAUUUAUUUAAAUUAUUUUAAAAUUGAGUCGUUGCCUUGAUAUGCAUAUUUUUUUAACAUUUGGGUAAACUUUAAAAAUGGUUUUAUUCGAUUUUGAUUUUAUUCGAAUUAUGGGUACAACCAAAGGUACCACUAAGACAAGGUACCGCCGAGCUGUAACCUUAUUCAAGCUGUAACUUCAUUUUUUAUCCUUUUAAUUAAUUAAAUAAUCUUGAUCAUGACUUCUUUCGUGAAAAUAUAAAAUUGAAGUAAAUAAAGUUAAAUACAUAAACAUAGUGGGAAAAUUUUCCAAUUAUAAGCACGCUACAAAAAAAUUUCAAAAACCUUUUUUUGGCGGCAUAGUCGAAAAUUUUGAGAAUACACAGGAAUUCACCCUCAGAAGACCUACAGACCCUACGAUAUCUUCUUGAUCCCUCAAUGCUACGCACAAGUCCUUCGAUAUUAAAUUUAAUCCUUCAGAAUCCCCAGUAUCCAUCUUAAUCCUUUUUAAUCUUAUUAAAUUUAAAUUUUUUUGCCAUUUUUUGGGCCGUAGGCGUCUAGAGUCGAGAAUCCCCUCAAUCCCUCCAAAAAAAUUUAACUUUGGCUACAAAGUUAAAUUUUAAAUUUUAAUCUUUAAUUUAUUUUUAUUAAAUUUUUUUCUCCUUCUUACUACUCAAUUAAGCAAAAAAAUUUAUUUUCUCUACAAGAAUAUAGACAAUAGAAAAAAAUUUUUUUUUCUAAGAAAAGUCGAUAAAAAAUUUUUUUAAUUAAAAAUUUUUAUUUAAAAAAUUUAGCUAUCCCACUUACUUUUGCGAAAUUCAUUGAUUAAUAAAAAUUCCCCUAUAACCCGCCCAUAUUUUAUAAUUUAAAUUUAAAAGUGGGAUUGAAAAAGAAGAUUUUAAACAUUCAAAUUUAAAAACUUAAUCCUUAGACCCUAAACAAAAACUCCCUAUACUCUAAAAAAUGUCAAAAACAUUUAUUGUCCUUGUGAUAUUCACAAUUGUUUUUGUUGAAUGUUGUGUUGGUCGUAAAAGAAAACAAGCACACCCUCAAUCAACAUUACACAAUAAAGCUGCUGAAAGUUCUAAAAAUGGGUCCAGACGUUCAACAAAACAUAAAACAAAAUCAGAAGAGAAGGAAGAUCCUUCAUAUGUGCACACUGGGAAAAGGUUGUCUACAUGGACAGAUCCAAAAGUUAAUUUAUACGAGGAUGAUUCUUGUGUUUCUGAUGGAAAGUAAAAAAUAGGAGAUAAAGAAUUUUGAUUGGGGGGAUUUAUUCGAGAGAAAAAAAGAAAUUCCAUGAAGUUUUU